ACGUACGUGCUGACGUUACGUUUCGCUCUUCGGUACUGUGUACGAACGCUAGAGCGCAAUGGCGGGGUGCCGGGGUUCUUCUUCGAGAUGGUUCUUCACCCGGGAGCAGUUGGAGAGCACGCCGUCCCGCCGCUGCGGAGUCGAGCCAGACAGAGAGUUGUCGUAUAGACAGCAGGCGGCAAACCUUAUUCAAGACAUGGGUCAGAGGCUCAACGUCUCUCAACUCACCAUAAACACUGCAAUAGUUUACAUGCAUAGGUUUUAUAUGUACCAUUCUUUCACAAAGUUUCACCGAAAUAUAAUUUCUCCGACCACCUUAUUCCUGGCUGCCAAGGUUGAGGAGCAACCUCGGAAACUUGAGCAUGUGAUUAAAGUAGCGCACGCCUGUCUAAACCCACAGGAACCCCCUUUAGACAUAAAGAGUAAUGCCUACCUCCAGCAAGCUCAAGAGCUGGUGAUACUUGAAACCAUAGUCCUGCAGACUCUAGGCUUUGAGGUAACAAUUGAUCACCCACAUACUGAUGUUGUGAAAUGUUCCCAGCUUGUGCGAGCGAGCAAGGAUUUGGCACAGACUUCCUAUUUCAUGGCUACCAACAGCUUGCAUCUCACCACCUUCUGCCUGCAGUAUAGACCCACAGUGAUAGCCUGCGUGUGCAUCCACCUGGCUUGUAAAUGGUCCAACUGGGAGAUACCAGUCUCCACCGAUGGGAAGCACUGGUGGGAGUAUGUUGACUCCUCAGUCACGCUGGAGCUGUUGGAUGAGCUGACCCAUGAAUUCCUGCAAAUUCUGGAGAAGACGCCAAGCAGGCUGAAGCGGAUCCGGAACUGGAGGGCAACCCAGGCUGCCAAGAAACCCAAGAGUGAGAUUCAAGUGAAUGAUGGUUCACUCCCUGGCCCAUCAUCUGUACCUCCAUCAGCCCAGCAGCCCUCCCUGGUGGACAGCAUGCCAGGGAUCUCCACCAGUACUGCCUUUCCCAAAGCCUCUGUGACCUUCCCUGCCCCUUUGGCAUCUACUUCUGGGGGAGCUCUGUCCUUGGACAGCCUUGAGGGCAUACCGGGUACACCCUACACCUUCACUGCCCCUACUGACUGGCCCCAGGAGCCCCCUAUCCCGAAUGAGGUGCCUGGAUUGCAACCACCACACUCUGUGUCCCAGACAUUGCUUCUUGACAGACCUGACCACAAGGCUGAUUCAGGGACAAGGCACCCACAGAGUGCCCAAAGGAUGACCUUAGACAAGUACCGUGAGAAGCAUGCCGCAGAGCUGGCAAACCAGAGGCGCAGGCAGGAUGUGGGCCUGGAGGCCCCUGCAGCCCUGCCCUCUUCAGAGCACCACAGGAAGCAGUUACACCCCCAUCAGGGGCCAAGCAAUGCCUCUGAGACCUCCCCUCUCAAGACAAAGCUGCCUGCCACAGGGCCUGAUCACCAUAUGGUGGAUAAGCGGGACAAGAGUGGCCUCAAGGUGCGCCUGCCCAUCCCACUGACUGACAAGAGCGAUGCUGGCCGGGAGGAAUUAAAGAUGAAGAUCAAAGUGUCCUCAGAGCGUCACAGCUCCUCAGAUGAGGGUGGAGCCAGGAACAAACUUUCCAGCCCACUUGUGAGCAAAGAGAAGCACCGGGACCACCCCACCCAUCGUCACCACAAGCAUGCCCACCUUCACCCUCACAGUGGGAAUGGCCGGGGGGCCCUUGAGGGGGUCCUCCGGAGCCCGGUAGGUGUGAGUGCCGAGGGCUCUGGCUCCGGCUCCUCCCGGAAGAGGCUGCACCCCGAGGUCGCCUCCCACAACAACCACUCCAAAACGAGCAAAAGUUCGAAAAGUGCAGGUAGUUCCUCUCGUUGUUCCUCUGUACAGCACUGUGUGUCCUCUGACGACUCUGUUCUUAACCUACCCUUCCCCCCUCCUCCCCCUGUUGCAUACCAGGUGGGCUACGGACAGCUCAGCACCCCAGUGAAACUGGACAGGAGUCCAGUGGGGAGCCACGGCCCUGAGGGCUCCGCCCCUGGCCACGCCCACAACCCUGCCCCCCAGGCUAACGGCCAACACAUGGACUACAAAGACACAUUCAAUAUGCUUAAUUCACUCUUAAGCGCCCAGGGAAUGAACUUGUGAACAAGGAGGCAAAGAGGGGACAAUGCAGAGCAGCAGGAAUUGUGACUUAAGGUCUUAAAUUUUAAAAAGGAAUAAUAAAGCUUUAGGUCUUCUUGCUGAAUCCUGACAGCAUAUAUUCUACAUGCUCGCCACUUUGUCCUUUGUAUGAAGUGGGUUCUGAUGGGAUAUGUAUUGUGAAAGUUAAUUUCCAACAAAUUGUAUUCCACAUGCUGUAAAGGCAUUAUUUUUGCAUAAAGGCAGUAUUUAUUAUUUGGAACAGUAUUUUCAUGACUGUAAACCUGCCACGAGAAGCAAGAGCAGCCGCUUUCUAAUCGCUGCAUGACCAUGUUCUGCUGAAGGCAGGGCUCAUAGUGCAGCCCAGGAAGUGGGAUUUUUAGUUAUGUAGGUCCUUAUGUCAUUUUCCCUUUUUUUUAAACUUUAUGUAUGAUUUGCAUGUUUCAAUCACAAAGGGAUGAAACGGGAUGCAGAUGACUGUUUACAGAACAUGGAGACAUAUGUACAUACAUUUUUGUAUGUUAAACUGAUAUACCAUAAAUACUCAGGUUUGGAGCUGCUUGUAAGUAACAUAAUAUAAAUAUACAAUUGUUAAAAAGUAAAUUGUAGGUAGAUCAAAGUGCAGCAUUCCUAUCAUGCUGCUUUUUGAGCCUGUAGUUUGCAUGGCUGCCAGGAGAAGCUGUCAUAAUGUCUGAGCAGUUGAGGCCCAGUCUGUCUUGUCACCUUUCAUGUACUGAGAUCACAUGAUGCGGAGGCUCUAUUUGCCCUCUAAGACAUCGAGGCAAAUGCCAAAGAAUGUGCCUCAAAUUUAAAUACAGUAAUACAAGUAUAAAUAAAGUUUACAUAAUCUUUGCUAAGUGCAUUUAAAGUCUCCCUUGGCUCAUUGUGGUUGCCUAGACCCAGAGCCUUGUAUCGAUAAUGGUAAAUGUAGGAUUAUUAACAUUAACACCAUGAAAUUAGUAACUGAGCAACAAAGCAAUUGGUUUCACAAGUUGUGUGGUUUUUUUCUGGUCUGUUUGUCAUGACUUGUUUUCAAACAUUUCUUCGGGUUGUUCUCAAUUGUAGUCUUUUACUGUGUUCUGACUUCCCAGAAGAAGCCAGGACAGUGUGUUCCUACUAUCUAUACAGCAAUCUUUUCAGUGCAGCAGUGAGUGGUACAAAAGCUGAGCUCGAAUCUUGACAACCAGUUUUUCCAUUCAAAAUUCUUAAAAUAAAUAAGGUUACCAUUACCUUAAAUCUGAUUUUUGGAGUCUUGUCCCUGGUUCUUUUUCUGUGGGGAAAAAGGUGAAAUGUUGGAAAAAUGCACCAAGACCACUUUAAUACAAACUAUUGGGCAACAGCAAUUAUAAUUGGUAUUUAACAAGAGUCCAGUUUCUACGAUGGUAAUAUUUGAGCAAUAAUACAGUAGAACACCAGAAGCUAUUUGCCCAGUUUACUUAUUCUAUUGCAGUUGUCAGUGAUGGGUAAAGCAAGUAAAAUGCAUGAAUGAGUUCAGUGCUUACAACCCUCUGAAUAAAGAUUGGAGUUGCUCUAACCUCAUUUAGAGGUGCACUCUGUUUUAAUAUGCAUUUCUUUUUUGGUAUUUUAAAUGCAGUGUCAAUGUUGGGGCAGCAGGUGGGCUAGUGGUUAGAG
Scleropages formosus (Asian bonytongue) is the source of this 3736-nucleotide messenger RNA. RefSeq names its product cyclin-T2-like. Gene Ontology annotation, biological process: regulation of transcription by RNA polymerase II. Gene Ontology annotation, molecular function: cyclin-dependent protein serine/threonine kinase regulator activity. Bases 59 to 2110 code for a protein of 683 amino acids. Lineage: Eukaryota; Metazoa; Chordata; Actinopteri; Osteoglossiformes; Osteoglossidae. The record is from RefSeq and is a predicted model, not a curated record. The transcript has 9 exons.